Aplosporella prunicola CBS 121167 is the source of this 1550-nucleotide messenger RNA. RefSeq lists its product as uncharacterized. The coding region runs from base 153 to 1100 and encodes 315 amino acids. The transcript is spliced from 3 exons. NCBI's taxonomy places the organism in Eukaryota, Fungi, Ascomycota, Dothideomycetes, Botryosphaeriales, Aplosporellaceae. The record is from RefSeq and is a predicted model, not a curated record.
CGCGUGAAAGGCGAUCAUCAUAGCAAUCUACCCAGACCGCCGCUGCCAUAUAGAUAUCCGCCUCCACCCCUGCUGCCCGCGCAUACUGUAGUACCUAUGCUUCGAAUGCUGUACAACACCAUACCCUGACACUACCUACCUACCUCGACACCAUGGCCGCCCUCUACUCGCCCUUCUGCACGCCUGCUGCCGACGUUGCUGCCCUCCAAGAGGUGCGCUCCGUCCCUACCGCCCAAGACGCCAGCAACUGCUUCUGCCCCGACCACCAACAAUGCUCGUCCGACGCUCAAUCGACAUGGCUGCUGCACCGCGAUAUCCUGCAUGCUCUCGUCUCUCCCGUCGUCCAGCUCUUCACCCGUGCCUCGCGCCUGGCCGAGGCCGCCGUCUGCAGCUCCAAGCCUGAGGACCUGGAAAUGGCCUUUACCGGUGACGCUCGCAGCGCCUUCCUCUGGCUACAGUGCUUCCUCUCCGACGAGGAGCAGUGGUGCCAGUUUGUUGGCUGUCCUGCGUGCAUUGUCUCGCACACCCUCUCCACUGAGGAGCACCUUCGCUUCACCUACACCGCCCUGCACCUUGCCAACGACUCCGACAUGCAAAACUCCAACGCUCUUCCCGCCAUUCCUUUCUUCACCGCCGCCCUCACCGACGCCAUCAACACCGACCCCUUCUGGGACUCUUACCCCGGCGCCGCUUCUUCGAUCGAAAGCUCCGCCGAAUCCCUCACCGUGAACGUCCGCGCUCUUAGGAUCCAGUGUGGCGAGCUCGAGGCGUUGGUUGCCGAUUUCACCGAAGGCCAAUCAACUCCCCGCGUUCAGACUCCUGGCACUCCGAUCGUUUCCCGCCUCUCCACCAAGGUGCACGGUGGCCAGCUCCCGGCCGUCAAGACGAGUAAGCUGGCCAAGCGCCAGCAGCGCAUGCGUCUGGAGGAGCAGGCUGCGCUGCAGAAGCUGGUCGCGCAGUGCUGCGGCCGUGCUGCGCUGCAGAGGAACGCUGCCGGUCCCCGGGAGCGCACCCACAUUCGCGCCAUCAUGCGCGAAAACGGCGAUGCGCCGCACCUUGGGCUUGCCUCGAAGAGGCGGAGGAGCCUGACUUGCCCUUGAACAAUUUUUCUUUUGUUGCAGAAGUUCAGGGCUAGAAGGGCAGAAAGGGGUUUUUUAUUCAUUCUUCGACACUUUUCACCUCUAGGGUUUUAAAAGGAUUGGGGGAAAAAAUCGGCAGCGGGCGCUCUACGGUUGUUGGAUUUUGCUUUGAGUACGGCUCCUGGGCCGGCGUUCUCGGUGGUGGACUCUUAGACGGCCCGGCAGGCCAGUCGUUGGAUUGGCGGAUACAGGAUAUAUACCUCCCCAGGAUAUUGGGCGAGGAGGCGUUUGUUUAGAGGCGUUUUUGCCCGAGGCUUCGGGGGGAAAAGCGCGCGAGGAGGCAUCCCGCACCGUUUUUCUUUUGUUUUCUCUGUUUUGUUUACUUUGUUUUAGCCGCUCCUUUUGUAGCACUACUACCCCCCCGGUCUCACACACCAGAGACGCAGGCGUCCCUUUCGGGAAAUAUCUACC